UGCUCAGUCUCUCAAUAGUUGGUAGGUCGGGUUGGGGGGCGGAGGAGAGAGCUCGGCGCGACUCCCUUCCCUUCAGAAGCAACCAACCUGUUGCUGCCUCCUUCCCUCACCCCUUUUUGUCCGACCACUGGCUAGUAACCUUAGCCCACCAUCAUAAGAAGAGACGAUCGAUCCAUCGUGCUAUACCGUGAUUGUUGGAGUUCUCGUCCUAUUUUUUCGAUCCUUCUCUAACUGCAAGAGUUGGAGCUCAAUUGCCACGCUCUGAAAGCAUGGAAGCAGUGAAUUCUGCGGUUGCGCAGACCAAGCUCCUUCAUUUAAGGGGUCGAAACAAUAAUGGCUCUCUCGGUUUGUAAGGGAUGCUCCCCAUUUUCUUGGUUGCUUUUGAUAAAUGAACCUAAUAUUGAGAUCGACUUGUGGGUUUAUAUCUAAGUAAACCGUUCGUCUUUCCUAUAUAAAAAGAUAAACAGAGAGCUUAUUGCCAAUUCAAUUUCAGGUCAAUGCGCAGGCGAAGUACAUAUGUCUGCUGUAUAAAAUUUACCUUCCAUUCAUCAGAUAAUGGUCUUCAGGAAACUGAUAAGUCUCUGGAGUUACCAUCAUUUUCCUGUCUUUCGUCUGAUGUUGGCAAAAUGAAAUUUGCUAAACAAACACAUAUGCUGGUCAAGAAGUAUAACCAAUCCAGGAGAACAAAUUAUUCUGCUGAAGCAUGUACAUAUGAUGGUAAAGUUCUCAGUAAUGCUUCAAGUGCCGCACAAGAAAGGGUUGGGGUGCUGCUGUUGAAUCUUGGAGGUCCAGAGACCCUUAACGAUGUUCAACCAUUCCUUUUCAAUUUAUUUGCUGAUCCGGUUUGCAAUUGGUGGUGGAUCACCAUUCUGGUUUCUCCAGCGACCACUGGCCCAAGUAAGGAGGGUUAUGCUGCCAUUGGUGGUGGAUCACCAUUACGGAGAAUUACUGAUGAUCAGGCGUGAGCAUUGAAACUGGCCCUUGAAGACAAGGAUCUGCAAGCUGAUGUAUAUGUUGGUAUGCGAUAUUGGCACCCUUUCACAGAGGAUGCUCUUCAUCAGGGAAGAUGUUUAUUUUACAAGAUUGCCAAUUUCUAUCAUCGAAUCAUGGUAUCAACGUGAAGGGUAUAUUAACUCAAUGGUUGACUUGAUAGAAAAUGAGCUAUUAAUUUUCUCUAAGCCAGAGGAGGUCAUGGUAUUCUUUAGCGCACAUGGAGUUCCACUUAGUUAUGUCGAGGAUGCAGGAGAUCCAUACAGAGAUCAGAUGGAAGAGUGUAUCGCUUUGAUCAUGGAUGAGUUGAAAUCUAGAGGAAUUCACAAUCACCACAUUCUGGCUUAUCAGAGCCGAGUUGGGCCUGUUCAAUGGUUGAAGCCUUAUACUGACGAAGUAAUUGUUGAGCUUGGCCGGAGAGGUAUAAGGAGCCUUCUGGCUGUUCCUGUCAGGAUCCAAUCAGCAGUGAUUCGCAUUGGGAAGGAAUCAUAAAAUGGAAUAUACUUGGACAUUUUGUGUUUUCACAGUGAUUACGAUUCUGAUAUUUCUGUGCUGUCAUUUCUUUUACCAAUCAGCAGUGAGUGAGCAUAUUGAAACUCUAGAAGAGAUUGAUAUGGAGUACAAGCACUUGGCUCUGCAAUCAGGCAUUGAGAAUUGGGGCAGGGUGCCAGCUCUGGGCUGCACCUCAUCCUUCAUCUCAGAUCUAGCGGAUGCUGUGAUCGAAGCCCUCCCUUGUGCUUCUAGACCAAGUACAAGGAGCGCGCCCAGUCAAUGUGAGACCGAGACAGAACCUGUGAUCAACCUGUUUUUUGGAUCCAUCUUUGCAUUUGUGCUGUUGCUGUCGCGUAGAGUGAUUUCUGCGUUCAGGAAUUUCCUCUUCUGACGUGUUUACUCGAGACAUGAUUCUUCUGAUGAACCGCAUGUCUUUCUGAUAACCAAAGUCCAAGAAGCAAACUUUUAGGAUGAAUUCGCUUGCAUUGGGGAGGGAGCGGUACAAACGGUCUUCUCGGUUGGUUACAAACGGGCCAUACAUACCAUUGCGACCAUUUCAGUGUAUUAUUAGCUGGGAAAAAUAAAAAUAAAAAUUCUUCUACUGGAUAUUUCAACCA
This is a messenger RNA of Musa acuminata AAA Group (dessert banana), 2099 nucleotides long. RefSeq names its product ferrochelatase-2, chloroplastic-like. Gene Ontology annotation, biological process: heme biosynthetic process. The transcript is spliced from 8 exons. Gene Ontology annotation, molecular function: protoporphyrin ferrochelatase activity. The record is from RefSeq and is a predicted model, not a curated record. Gene Ontology annotation, cellular component: mitochondrion. NCBI's taxonomy places the organism in Eukaryota, Viridiplantae, Streptophyta, Magnoliopsida, Zingiberales, Musaceae. Bases 1006 to 1482 code for a protein of 158 amino acids.